AUGCCUCCCAAACCCGCCCAGUUCGGUAGAAUCGGCCUAGUCAUUCCGCUCUUCUACCGCGUCUUCUUCCUAGGCAUCGAGCCCAUUUCUGCUCUUGUCGGCGUCUAUUACGCCCACGUGCGACCCGACGACUAUCUCCAGCUCACUCACGCCGUCUCGAAACCCGAAAUCAUUCCCCAAGGAACCUCGAUCGUCCUCUCCCAGCUCGCCAACCUAUACCUGCUCUUUGCUCUCAAUGAAGCUCUUGUUCUUCGCGCGACUUCGGACCUGCGAGUCUGGAAAACUGUCCUGUUUGUGCUCCUUGUAGCCGACUUUGGACACUUGUACACAGUUCGAAGCUUGGGGCCAGAGGUGUACUACAACUUUACCAAGUGGAACGCAAUCGAUUGGGGAAACGUCCCGUUCGUCUACUUUGGUGCCUCAAUGAGGAUCGCAUUUCUGGCCGGCGUCGGAUUAAGCGGACGACCGGCACCUGCAAGAAAGCAACAGUAG
Colletotrichum fioriniae is the source of this 492-nucleotide messenger RNA. Lineage: Eukaryota; Fungi; Ascomycota; Sordariomycetes; Glomerellales; Glomerellaceae. The record is from RefSeq and is a predicted model, not a curated record.